Messenger RNA from Amblyraja radiata (thorny skate), 1050 nucleotides. Its product is annotated as ras-related protein Rab-7b. Gene Ontology annotation, molecular function: GTPase activity; GTP binding. The record is from RefSeq and is a predicted model, not a curated record. The transcript is spliced from 6 exons. Gene Ontology annotation, biological process: endosome to lysosome transport; phagosome-lysosome fusion. Gene Ontology annotation, cellular component: phagocytic vesicle; late endosome; lysosome. Bases 137 to 742 code for a protein of 201 amino acids. NCBI's taxonomy places the organism in Eukaryota, Metazoa, Chordata, Chondrichthyes, Rajiformes, Rajidae.
AGCUGUACUGGGGAACACCCCUCCCUGCCUGUCAUCUCACACUCUCUGGAAUCUGGAUCUCAACAGACUAGUUUCCUGUACUGCCGUGGAGCCAGCCGACAGGUUGCUCUGAGCAGCCCUUCUCUAGAUACCAUCGAUGACAGCCACCAGAACAAAGGCCUUGAAAAUUAUCAUCAUCGGCUCCAUAGCCGUGGGUAAAACAGCACUUCUGAACCGAUACAUCAACAACAAGUUUAAGUCUGACUACCAGUGUACACUUGGGGUAAAUGUCCUCACAAAACACAUCACAGUGGACAAUGUGACGGUCAAGCUACUGAUCUGGGACACGGGAGGGCAGGAGCGUUUCAAAGCCCUGGUGUCCUCCUUCUUCAAAGGCUCGGACGGCUGCUUGCUGGUGUUCGACGUGACCAACCGCGAUUCCUUCCACGCCAUGGAAGGCUGGAGGGACCUGGUCAUGGCCAAUGUACCGGCCGAGCAUGAGGACUUCCCCCUCGCGGUUCUGGGCAACAAAAUGGAUCUCAGCGACAGGGAGGUUACAACGGAGGAGGCCGAGGCCUGGAGUCACAGCCGGAACAUUCCGUACUAUGAAGUGAGCGCUAAGGAGGGAACGAGCGUUAGUCAAGCCUUCGAGGGCAUUGCCCGCAUCGCGCUGUCUCAGAUAUCAGAAGGCAAAGAUUUUUAUUUAACAAACUCUAUCUCUCUGGGAGACGGUGAUUCAACAGAGAGGAAGAAAUGCUGCUGAAUAUCGGGAUUUCAACGGCUCGGUUUGGACUCCAUUUGAACCAUGUGUUGGCAUCAGGCGCUCUGAGGACGCCUCUGUUUAUAUAGAAAUAUUUAUUUUUUCUAAGGAUGAACGAAACCUGCAAUUCAAUUUCUAAACUGAUAUUUAGUUAAUUUCAAAAAAUGCUGCAUAUAUUUGCAUAUAUUUGCACUUGAUCCGGUGGCGCAGCGGUGGAGUUGCUGCCUCACAGCGCCAGAGACCCGGGUUCGAUCCUGACUGCGGGCGCUGUCUGACACAGUUUGCACGUUCUCCCCGUGACCUGCGUGGAU